Leguminivora glycinivorella is the source of this 1488-nucleotide messenger RNA. Its product is annotated as leucine-rich repeat neuronal protein 1-like. Gene Ontology annotation, cellular component: plasma membrane. Gene Ontology annotation, molecular function: protein binding. The transcript has 10 exons. The record is from RefSeq and is a predicted model, not a curated record. Lineage: Eukaryota; Metazoa; Arthropoda; Insecta; Lepidoptera; Tortricidae. The coding region runs from base 54 to 1466 and encodes 470 amino acids.
CAAGGACCAGCGUUUUUCGUCAGUUAUGUUAUGUUUAAGACGUAGUCCGGACGAUGAAUCUUAUUAGUGUGUUUUAUUUGUUCCUAUUGUUUUGUUUGGUGACGUCACAAGAAGCGCCCUCUGGCGUGAUUUGCACAACAUGCUCUUGCGCAGACGGCCGCGUCGACUGCGCCAAUAAGGAUAUCCGGGCUUCUUUCUCGGUUGAGGAGUGGAAAGAACUAGAAGCCUUCCAACCAACUCAGAUAGACCUCAGUAGAAACCGCAUCGUAACUUUAUCAGAGUUGUCGUUGCUACCAGUGCAGAAUCUAACGGUUUCCUACAAUGACAUUGAAGUAAUUGACACGGCCUGUUUCAAGCAUCUGAGAGAAACUCUUGUUACUUUGGAUUUGAGUAAUAAUAUGAUAACUACAUCGGCGUUAGAAAGGAGGAUUUUUUUGACUAUAUUGAACGGACAUGACCUCCUUCAAUUCAAUAAACUAACGUACCUGAGCCUGGCCAAAAAUGAUAUCCACGCUCUCCCCAAAGACAUGUUCUUCACAACCCGAGAGCUGACCCACUUGGACCUGAGUGGGAACCCACUGGCUUACAUCGACUCCAUUACUUUGGCCACCAUCAGUGACUUGACUAAGCUAAGGAACUUAUCCCUCGGUUCCUGUGACCUUGAGACGCUGCCCGAAGGUAUAUUCCGUCGGCUCCGUCGACUGCAAGGUUUAGAUCUCAGUGGGAACAGGUUCACGACCGUGCCUGCCAACAUCAACGAGGCCUCCAACCUUCAGGUCCUGAUCUUGGACAAGAACCCUUUCGAGACUAUUGAUGAUAAUACCCCCUUCAAAACCUUAAUAAAACUCCAAGAACUCUACAUCCGUCGCUGCAGCAAGCUUAAAACCAUCACAGCCGGUGCUCUUGGGGGCUUGGAGAGUCUCUCGAAACUACACAUCUCGUAUAACCCUCGAUUGAUCACUCUGGAACCCAAGUUCCUCGUUUGGGAAGACGAGAAUGAGAUUGAGAGGCAUCCGUUGAUCAAAGAGUUAUACCUAAACAACAACAACAUAACUGAAAUCAGCGCGUACUACCUCGACCGCUGGAAUCUUCUAGAAGCCGGCGACUUCACCAACAACCCGUACGACUGCGACUGCGACAGCCAGUGGAUGCUGGACGUGCUCAUACCGCUGCUGCAGGAGAUUGUCCAAUACAGCGACCAGAUGGCGCACAUGACAUGUAAAACGCCGGAGCCAUUUCGUGGGCUAACGUACAACCAGGUCAUGAACUCGACGAGGCAGCUCGUUUGUAUGGAGAACCUCGAGGAACCGGUCACGGAUUCUGCCAUCAUGCUUGGCAUUAUGAUAGGGGUAUUCGUCACAUUCCCAAUGGUCAUCCUAGUGGUUCUACUCUGGAGGCGCGGAAUAUUCACCAAAUGCAGGAAGAAAGUAAUUAUAGAAUCGGACGAAGAAAAAGACAUGUUCUAGGGAAUAGAUGUAUUUUAAAUAA